AUGUGGCGUGGUCUGUUCGUGCUGGCCCUUUUCGUCUAUUGCGGUUCCGCUCGACCUGUGGACCGCGAACGACGGUCACCUUUGAGCGAUAUUCAAAGCAUGCAGAUCUAUCGUCGGAUCGUUCGCGAAUCGACGCCCUUAGCCGUUGCCACGGAAGUCGAGGACCUUCUUGGUGAAGGAAAUGCUCCAGGCAAGGAACAGACGUCGAAACAAACUCAGAAAAAUGCAUCUGGGAAAUCUGACGAGGGAGGAUACUACAAGACGUAUGGCAGCGACGCCGAGGGCGAGAAGGGUUACAUGAAGGCAAGCUACAGCAAGGGCAAUCACGGUUAUAAGACCCUCGACACCUUCCACAAGCGGGACGGCGACAAGUACGCAUUCGAGAAGCACAUUGCCUUCGGCAAGGCGCGCGCUGACAAGAAAAGUGGCGACCACGAGAAGGAUGAAGGUUCCCGUUCUCAGAAAGGCGAUGAUCACGAGGGAGCAGGUACCAUCGUCAGUAGUCAUUAUACCGGCGACGACGGGGGCCAUUACGAUGAACACGGCGAUGCCGGCGAUCACGGGAGCUAUAGCGAAGGCGACAGUGCCCACUACACGGAUCAUGGACCAGAAUAUUCAAGUUACAGCCAUGGCGGCAGCCACAUGACUGGAGACGAAGGUGACGGUUCUUACGAAACCCACAGCUCCUACUCGAGAAGUUACGGCGAUGGAGAUGAGCACCAGGGCGACCAUUAUUAUUAA
Nomia melanderi (Alkali bee) is the source of this 741-nucleotide messenger RNA. RefSeq lists its product as uncharacterized. The record is from RefSeq and is a predicted model, not a curated record. Lineage: Eukaryota; Metazoa; Arthropoda; Insecta; Hymenoptera; Halictidae.